AUGCGUCUAUUCUUCUUCCUUUUCGCCCUGCUGAGCUCCACGCUCACCAGCGCAGCUAUCACGCGUGGACAAUUCUCCCAGGUCACGGAUAGUUGGGGCUCGAAUCCAACUAACACUGGAUUUUACAUUUAUGUCCCGAGAAACCUGGCUUCAAAGCCAGGCAUUAUUGUAGCUAUACAUUACUGCACCGGAACGGCACAAGCAUAUUAUCAGGGCACCCCAUACGCCCAGCUCGCUGAGCAGUAUGGUUUCAUAGUUAUUUAUCCAAGUAGUCCCUAUAGCGGUACCUGCUGGGACGUCAGCUCUCAUGCAGCUCUUACCCACAACGGUGGCGGAGACAGUAACUCGAUUGCAAAUAUGGUUACUUGGACGACCUCUCAAUAUAACGCCGAUACAUCCAAGAUCUUUGUAACUGGUUCCAGUUCAGGAGCUAUGAUGACCAAUGUCAUGGCUGCAACAUACCCUGAACUUUUCAAAGCUGCGAUAGUCUACUCUGGCGUAUCCGCCGGCUGCUUCUAUUCCGCAGCCGGCCAAGUUGACGCUUGGAACAGUAGCUGUGCACAAGGACAAGUCGAAGCCUCCCCUCAAGCCUGGGCCAGUAUCGCCGAGAACAUGUAUCCCGGCUAUUCCGGGGCACGACCCAAGAUGCAAAUCUAUCAUGGCAGUAUUGACACCACUCUCUAUCCCGAGAAUUAUAAUGAGACUUGUAAGCAGUGGGCUGGCGUCUUUGGAUAUAACUAUGGUGCUCCACAGCAAGUGGAACAGAAUAACCCUCAGUCGCAGUAUACGACUACCAUCUGGGGACCGAAUCUACAUGGUAUCUAUGCUACUGGAGUUGGGCAUACGGUGCCUGUGAAUGGAGCUCGGGAUAUGCAAUGGUUUGGCUUUGCAUGA
Talaromyces stipitatus ATCC 10500 is the source of this 894-nucleotide messenger RNA. RefSeq names its product acetyl xylan esterase, putative. Lineage: Eukaryota; Fungi; Ascomycota; Eurotiomycetes; Eurotiales; Trichocomaceae. Gene Ontology annotation, molecular function: hydrolase activity. Bases 1 to 894 code for a protein of 297 amino acids. The transcript is spliced from 3 exons. Gene Ontology annotation, cellular component: extracellular region. The record is from RefSeq and is a predicted model, not a curated record.